GAAAGACUAGAGACUAGAUUUUUCGGGUUUUGUAGCUUGUACUAAUUAAGAGUGAAUAUUGUACAAUAACUACUCGUCAUUUCUUUCUUGCAUAUUUUUUUUUGUUAUUCAUUUAAAAUGUUUUUUUAAGUACUUUCAUUGAUUUUUUUCACCGGUUGCAAGUAAUUAUUAUAUUUUAACUUUUCACUGCUUAAUCCCCUUCUACAAAUGUGUACAUUAAUAAAUAUCUACAUAACAAAACAAACACUUUUGGAUUACACCAGCGUUGGUACUAUGAACAACAGUCAUGGAUUGAUGAUGUUUUGAUUGCAAAACACUAAUUUAAAUAAAAAGUUGCAGAAACUAGACAACAAUUGACAUUAAAAUGAUGAACGAUAUGAUGGGAACCUCAAGUUUUCUUCAUUUGGGAGAUAUUGUCUCCCUUUAUGCUGAAGGGAGUGUAUGUGGUUUCCUAAGUACAUUGGGCUUGGUUGACGACAGAACAGUGGUGUGCCCAGAAGCUGGGGACUUAAAUAAUCCACCUAAAAAAUUUAGAGAUUGUUUAUUUAAAAUAUGUCCCAUGAACCGAUAUUCAGCUCAAAAGCAAUUUUGGAAAGCAGCUAAACAAAGUGCAAGCUCAUCUGCUGAUACAGUUUUAAUAAAACGAUUGCAUCACGCUGCUGAAAUAGAAAAAAAACAAAAUGAUUCUGAAAACAAAAAAUUACUCGGAACAGUUAUACAAUAUGGCACUGUUAUACAACUGCUUCAUUUGAAAUCUAAUAAGUACUUAACAGUCAACAAACGUCUUCCAGCUUUAUUAGAAAAAAAUGCUAUGCGUGUUUACCUCGAUGCCAAUGGCAAUGAAGGGUCUUGGUUUUAUAUAAUGCCGUUUUAUAAACUACGGUCUACUGGAGAUAAUGUUGUAUUGGGUGAUAAAGUCAUAAUGAACCCAGUAAAUGCUGGACAACAAGUAUUGCACGUUGCAGCAAAUUACGAGCUUCCGGAUAAUUUGGGCUGUAAAGAGGUGAAUGUUGUGAAUUCCAGCACAUCGUGGAAAGUUACUUUAUUCAUGGAGCAUAGAGAUAAUCAAGAAGAAAUAUUAAAAGGCGGCGAUGUACUACGAUUAUUCCACGCAGAGCAAGAAAAAUUUUUAACAAUGGAUGAAUACAAGAAAAAACAACACGUAUUCUUACGUACAACUGGUCGUACAUCAGCUACAUCUGCAACGAGUAGCAAAGCAUUAUGGGAAGUUGAGGUAGUACAACACGAUCCAUGUAGAGGAGGAGCUGGCCAUUGGAACUGUUUAUUUAGAUUCAAACAUUUGGCUACGGGACAUUAUUUAGCAGCUGAAAUUGACGAUGAUGAAACCAUGGAUCAAAUGCGUUCAAAAUUAAGAGAUGUACACGGAGGUCCAGUGUAUCAUUUGGUAUCCGUACCUCAUUCUAAUGAAAUAGCAUCACUUUUUGAGCUUGAUCCAACAACAUUGAGCCGAGGUGAUUCAUUAGUACCACAAUCAUCGUAUGUUAGACUACAUCAUUUAUGCACUAACACUUGGGUACAUAGUACAUCGAUUCCUAUUGAUAAAGAUGAAGAAAAACCUGUCAUGUCUAAGGUGGGAAGUGCACCCGUAAAAGAAGAUAAAGAAGCAUUUGCUCUGAUUUCAGUUUCGCCAUCUGAAGUACGAGAUUUGGAUUUUGCCAACGAUGCGUGUAAAGUAUUGGCGUUUAAUUCGGCUAAAUUAGAACAAGGAACAAUAUCAUCUAAUGAACGGCGAGCUGUAACAACUUUGCUUCAAGAUGUAGUUUAUUUUGUUGCUGAUUUGGAAAAUGAACAAAAUAAAGCAGAAGCGUUGGAUUUAACAGUACCUAACCCUAAUCGAGAUCGUCAAAAACUACUUCGAGAGCAAUAUAUUUUAAAACAGCUUUUUAAAAUACUUCAAGCUCCAUUUAUGGAAACAGCUGAUGGUGAAGGUCCUUUUUUAAAAAUUGAAGAAAUGAAUGAUCCAAAAUAUGCGCCUUACAAGUAUAUGUUUAGGCUUUGUUAUCGUAUAUUAAGAUUGAGUCAACACGACUAUAGAAAAAAUCAGGAAUAUAUUGCUAAGCAUUUUGGAUUUAUGCAAAAACAAAUUGGUUAUGAUAUACUAGCAGAAGAUACUAUAACUGCUCUUUUGCACAAUAAUCGUAAACUCUUAGAAAAGCAUAUUACGGCAGCUGAAAUUGAAACGUUUGUGGGUCUAGUUCGUAAAAACAUGCAUAACUGGCAAUCACGUUUUUUGGACUAUCUUUCCGAUUUAUGUAUAUCUAAUAAAAAAGCUAUUGCCAUCACACAGGAGUUGAUUUGUAAAAGUGUUCUGAGUGCAAAGAAUUCUGAUAUAUUAAUAGAAACACGGUUAGUUGAAGAUGGCUUGUUUCAGUUUUAAUAAAAUUAAACUUAAACUUACAAUGGCUUUUUUUAUUUUAGCAUGAUAAAAUCUCCGACCCUAGAAGAAAACAAAUCUACUGAUAUCUUAAUUUUAACAAAUUAUGAAAAUGAUGCUGAAGUUGUUUUACUGUGGAAUAAUGGAAAAUAUAAGAAAUCAUUAGUUGAAUUAUCAAAAGAUGCUAGAAGAGGAAAUAAAAACGAAUGGUAUUUAUUAGAAUACUAUAGGCAUCAAUUGAAUUUAUUUUCUAACAUGUGUCUCAAUCGUCAGUAUCUAGCCUUGAACAAUCUAUCACCACAUUUAGAUAUUGAAUUGAUUUUAAAAUGUAUGGCCGAUGAAGACGUUAGAUACGAUUUGAGAGCAUCAUUUUGUCGGUUGAUGCUUCAUUUGCACGUGGAUAGAGAUCCACAGGAACCUGUGACUCCUGUUAAAUAUGCCAGAUUAUGGUCAGAAAUACCUUCAAAAAUUAGUAUUAAUGACUAUGACAAUAAUCGGACACCUGACCCGAAUAAAGAAGCAGUUCGCUCGAGAUUUAGCUCUACAAUAUCAUUUGUGGAAGAUUAUUUAUUCAACGUGGUCGCAAAAGCAUGGAGUUUUCAAGAUACCCAACAAAACAAACUCACAUUUGAGGUAGUAAAAUUGGCACGAGAUCUCAUUUACUUUGGGUUCUACAGUUUUAGUGAUUUAUUGCGUUUGACUAAAACAUUGCUAAGUAUUCUUGACUGUGUUUCUGAAAAUGAUUUCAACGGUGAUCAGAGCUCAUCAGGAGAAAUGCAUUGUAAUGCUGAUGGAGGUGUUCUAAGGUCCAUUGGUGAUAUGGGAGCAGUAGUUACAGGACUUACACUUGGAGGAAAUGGUGUUCAUCAUUCACCUACCAAACCAAAAUCGAAUAGUAAAUUAUGUUUAUUGAAAAAAGAAGCAUACCCUCUUGUGAUGGAUACAAAAUUAAAAAUAAUUGAAAUAUUACAAUUUAUUUUGGAUGUCCGACUGGAUUACCGUAUCAGUUGUUUAUUAUCAAUUUUUAAACGCGAGUUUGAUGAAAUAGAAAAAUCAACAUCCUAUGAAACCAUAUUGAUAGAUCACAAGUCAAUCGAUUUAGAGUUCAUUGGAACACAGGCAGAAGGAAUAUUUGGAGAAAGUGAAGAGUGUGCAGCAUUAGAUUUAGAUAACAAUGGAGGCAGAAUGUUUUUGAGAGUUUUACUUCAUUUGACCAUGCAUGAUUACCCAUCACUUGUGUCUGGAGCUUUGCAUUUGUUGUUCAGACAUUUUAGUCAACGUCAAGAAGUAUUACAAGCUUUUAAACAAGUUCAAUUAUUAGUGUCCGAUUCUGACGUUGAGACAUAUAAGCAAAUCAAAUCUGAUUUGGAUCUAUUAAGGCAGUCUGUUGAGAAAUCUGAAUUGUGGGUUUACAAAUCCAAAGGUAAUGAUGAACACGGAAAAAAAAUGGGUCAAGGAGAAGAAGAAGAAGAUGUUACGGGUCGAGAUAGUCGUAGCUCUUCUUCAAAAGUUAUCGCUGCUAUUGGAACAAUUGGAAAACAAGGAUCAGCUAUAGAUUUAGAUGUGGGACCACCAAUACAUCCCGAACAGGCUGAAGAAUACAAGAAAAUUCAACUAAUUUUGAUAAGAAUGAACAAAUUUUGUGUUAUUCGUGUUCCUGGAUCCCCUCUAAAACCAAGAAAACACGAGCAAAGGUUGUUGAGAAAUGUUGGUGUGCACACUAUUGUAUUAGAUUUGUUACAAGUGCCGUAUGACCAAAAAGAAGACAUCAGAAUGAAUGAACUAAUGCGACUAGCUCAUCAAUUUUUACAAAACUUUUGCCUUGGAAAUCAGCAAAAUCAAGUUUUAUUACACAAGCAUUUGGACUUAUUCUUGAAUCCCGAGAUACGUGAAGCAGAAACUGUUUGCAGUAUUUUUAAAGACAAUUCUACAUUGUGCAAUGAAGUUAGCGAUAAAGUUAUUCAACAUUUUAUUCAUUGCAUAGAGACUCACGGGAAACAUGUUCAAUAUUUAAAAUUUUUCCAAACAAUUGUUAAAGCCGAAAAUCAGUUUAUUCGAAAAUCGCAAGAUAUGGUCAUGCAAGAAUUGGUCAAUGCUGGAGAGGACGUUCUUAUUUUUUAUAAUGAUAAGUCUUCAUUUACUCAAUUUGUAUCUAUGAUGCAAUCUGAAAGGCAUCGAAUGGAAGAAAGUAGUGCCCUUAGAUACCAUAUUGAAUUAGUCAAAUUGCUCGCAUGCUGUACUAUGGGCAAGAACGUUUACACAGAAAUUAAAUGUCACAGCUUAUUACCGUUAGAUGAUAUUGUUACUAUGGUGUCUCAUCCUGACUGUAUUCCUGAGGUUAAAGAAGCAUAUAUUAAUUUUCUUAACCACUGUUACAUUGAUACUGAGGUAGAAAUGAAAGAAAUUUAUGCAUCAAACCACAUGUGGAGCUUAUUUGAAAAGAGUUUCUUGGUCGAUAUGAACACAGUAAUAAUUAAUAGUAGUGAGCGCAAACACUCUGACAUAGCAAUGGAAUCGUAUGUUACUAAUGGUAUUAUGACUGUUAUCAGCACUUUUUUUAAUAGCCCUUUUUCAGAUCAAAGUACUACGGUUCAGGCUCGACAACCCAUUUUUAUUCAACUACUUCAAGCAGCAUUUCGCAUUUCUCAAUGUACUUGGCUUACUGCUACCCAAAGAUUUAAUGUUGAAAACACUAUACGUACUUUGGCUGAAGUUGCCAAGACAAGAUCAAUUGCUAUUCCAUCACAAAUGGAGUCUCAAAUAAUUGCUAUGUUUAAUAAAUCCUCAAAUCUUCUGUCUAGGCAAACAACUAAAUGGUUACAAGCUGCCAAAACGCCUAAAAUAGAAAGAUCACAGUCUCAGUUAAUACGUCUAGAUAAAAGUAUAAUUGAAGGACUUCAAGAUAUCGUUUUACUAUUGGAAGAUCAGUUGAAACCAUUAGUGCAAGCAGAACUUUCGUUAUUAGUUGAUAUAUUAUACAGACCAGAAUUGUUGUUUCCUUUGGGAACAGAAGCAAGAGAACGAUGUGAAAGUGGCGGAUUCAUUCACAGACUCAUAAAACAUACAGAGCAAUUAUUAGAAGAAAAAGAAGAUAAGCUAUGUGUUAAAGUUUUGAAGACAUUGCAAGAAAUGAUGGCCAUUGAUUUAGAAUAUGGCGAAAAGGGUGAUAUUUUAAGGCUUAGUCUUUUGAAUAGAUAUUUUGGAAAUUCUCUUGAUGCGAAACAACAGUUAUUAGAUUCUGCAAUACAACCUAACAUUAAACAAGUGGUUACUCAUGGUCCGGGUGCUAAAUUUUUGGGACGUGCUGGAUUGUCGCUAAAUGAAGUACAAAGUCAUUUAGAUCACGACGGAGCAUCAGAUUUAGUUGUCGAGUUGGUUAUAAAAUCAAUUCACUCGCCGCCUUCAAUAUUUGUGGAAGCUGUGCAGUUGGGAAUCGCUUUAUUGGAAGGAGGUAAUCCGGUCAUACAGCGUAGUGUAUACAAUAAACUUUUAGGCGGUGAUCUUUGCCAGCUAUUCUUUAAGGUAUUUUACGACAAAAUGAAAGAUGCUCAACAGGAAAUUAAAUCCACUGUUUCUGUUAAUACAUCGGACAUGGCGGUUAAAGACAAUGCUGAUAAAGGAGAUCAAGGAAAAGAUUUUGAAAAAAACCUUAAAAAGAAAGUAAAAACAAAUGGAAUGAUAUUGACCGAUGAGCUACGAGAAGAAUUAAAUCAAGCGGCAUUAGCGACUAGUCAAGCAUACGCUGGCGCUAGAAAUUUGCCAACUGUUGGUGAAGAAGAAAUAAACCACUCAACUUCUCAUAAUGCCAUGUUAGAUGACACUCUGGUCGAAAAGCUUGAAAAACAAAGGGAAAAGGAAAAUCAAAAUAAAUUGUCCACUAAAAUACUAGUGAUGCAACCUAUUUUGAGAUUUUUGCAACUCCUUUGUGAAAAUCACAAUAGAGAUUUACAAAAUUUACUUCGUAACCAAAACAAUAAAUCAAAUUAUAAUCUUGUUUCGGAAACAUUAAUGUUUUUGGAUUGUAUAUGUGGUUCUACUACUGGUGGUCUUGGAUUAUUAGGUCUAUACAUCAAUGAGUAUAACGUCAGUCUCAUUAAUCAGACACUAGAAACUCUCACCGAAUACUGUCAGGGUCCUUGUCACGAUAACCAAAAUUGUAUUGCAACUCAUGAGUCUAACGGGUUAGACAUAAUUACGGCUUUAAUUUUAAAUGACAUUAAUCCGCUUGGUAAAACAAGAAUGGAUCUUGUAUUAGAAUUAAAAAAUAAUGCUUCCAAAUUGUUACUGGCAAUUAUGGAGAGCAGAGGAGAUAGUGAAAAUGCUGAACGUAUUCUUUACAACAUGAAUCCAAAACAGUUGGUUGAUGUUGCCUGUCGUGCGUUUUAUCAAGAGACUUUAGAGGAUGAUGAUGUUGAUGAUUCUUCUACUGAGAGCGAAGAUGGAGUAUCUCCAAAAGAAGUAGGGCAUAAUAUCUAUAUUUUGUGUCAUCAAUUAGCUCAGCACAACAAAGAGCUUGCAUCUUUAUUAAAACCCUCUGAAAUAAAUAUAGAUCCUAAGAUAAACGAAGCAUUGGUUUACUAUGCUUCACAUACAGCACAAAUUGAAAUUGUUCGCCAUGAUCGUACGCUAGAACAAAUUGUUUUUCCUAUCCCGGAGAUUUGUGAAUACUUGACACAUGAUACAAAAGUAAAAAUUUACCAUACAGCUGAAAGAGACGAUCAAGGUUCAAAGGUGUCUGAUUUCUUUGAAAAAACUGAAGACAUGUUCAGUGAAAUGGUGUGGCAAAAAAAAUUACGAGGAAGGCCAUCAUUAUUUUGGGUUAGCAGUUUUAUGUCACUUUGGAGUAACAUAUUAUUUAAUUGUGCUGUGAUUAUAAAUCUAAUAGUUGCUUGUUUUUAUCCAUUUGAAGAUGUAGUGCCAAGCCUGAGUUCACACAUUUCUAUUUUGAUAUGGGUGGUGCUUUUUGCUUCUGCGUUUGUGGUUUUUGCACUUCCCGGCGGGUCAGGCAUUCGUACUUUGGUCAUAUCUACUAUACUAAGGCUUAUAUAUUCCAUAGGUCCAGAGCCCGCACUCUGGUUUUUAGGAACUGUCACGGUUAUUAUGAAAAGCAUACACAUAAUAAGCAUAAUGGGAAAUCAAGGGACAUUUACAAAAAAGUUUAACCAAAUUUUAACUGACGCAGAGAUACUUUAUCAUUUGAUGUACAUAAUGUUUUGUAUUCUUGGUUUGUGUAUGCAUCCAUUCUUUUACAGUGUAUUGCUUUUGGACGUCGUGUAUCGAGAAGAAACAUUACUUAAUGUUAUCCGUUCUGUAACACGUAACGGUCGUUCAAUCAUAUUAACAGCAGUAUUAGCAUUGAUUUUAGUCUAUAUGUUUUCAAUAAUUGGCUAUAUGUUCUUCAAAGAUGAUUUUCUCGUUAAUGUAGACGAUGAAAUUAAUUCUGCGUCAAAUAUAAUAGAGAACGAGGAUGAAACAUGUUCUCUAGGCAAUAACUGUAGCCCUAUAGAGCCUAAAGAAAAUUCUAAAGUGGUCGUUAUUGACGGAGAGGUGAAAGAAAGGGCUUGCGAUUCAUUAGUUAUGUGUAUAGUUACCACACUCAAUCAAGGGCUCCGAAACGGUGGUGGGAUAGGCGAUAUCCUUCGUGCACCGAGUAGCCAGGAGCCUUUGUUUGUAGCUAGAGUCGUUUAUGAUUUACUAUUCUUCUUCAUUGUGAUAAUUAUUGUACUUAAUUUAAUUUUUGGUGUGAUUAUUGACACAUUUGCUGACCUUAGAAGCGAAAAACAACAAAAAGAACUUAUAUUAAAAAAUACGUGUUUUGUAUGUGGUCUUAACAGAUCAGCAUUUGACAACAAAACUGUUAGUUUUGAAGAGCAUGUUAAAUGCGAACACAAUAUGUGGCAUUAUUUAUAUUUUAUUGUUCUUGUUAAAGUUAAAGACCCGACUGAGUUUACAGGGCCAGAAAGCUACGUUUAUGCUAUGGUUAAAGAUCGAAACUUAGAUUGGUUCCCCAGGUUGAGGGCUAUGUCGUUAGCUGCGGUAGAAAGUGAAGGCGAACAAGUCGAGUUGAGGAGUCUCCAAGUUCAAUUGGAAAACACUCAAACAGUCGUGGCGUUUUUAUCACAGCAACUAUCAGAACUUAGAGAUCAGAUGACUGAACAACGUAAACAACGACAACGAAUAGGAUUACUCAAUUCGACUUCACCAUACGUGCACAAUAUGGUUCUAUAAUUUGGCUCCCUCGUUCUUCUUGUUUAUUUUUUUUCUAUAAAUUAGAAAUUUUAUUUGUCCAAUAUUUUAAUUACUAAUUUACCAUAUUACUAUCUUUAGAAAGUGAUAAAUUUAUAUCAAAUUGGAUAACCAUUUAUGAUUAAUUUUUAAUAAUUGUGUUCUUUUGUUAGUAUUCGAUUUAGUCACUAUACCAAAAUUAAUGCUGUGCAAUUAUUGAAAUUAAUUUUGACUUUUUAUUUAUUCUUCUUGGUGAUUUAUAUAUUAGUAUACAUUUGUUAAUCGUAAAACAUUUUAAAUCUAAAGACUAAAACGCCGACUUUCUCAAAAUAUUAACAACGAAUAGUGCAAAAUACAUAUUUUUAUAGUGUAGUCCAUAAUGCCCGUUAAUAUGGUGCUUUAUUUAAUUUAAUGUUAUCAAUUAUUUAGUCAAUCAAACAAAACACCAUUUAUUUAUUUUCUCAUAUAUUAUUGUAUUUAUAAGUGUACUUAAUAAUAUUAUAUUGUAUGUACAACUAAGAUGUAACCCAUAUUUAGACAGUACUUUCAGUAUCGAAAAAAUAUAGGUAUGUGUAUUUUUUUAUCAUUUAUAUACACAGUAUUAACUAAAUUGAUAGGUAAAAUAUUAUAUAGGUAAUAGAAAUCAUGUGAUAAGUCGACCACUAGUUUUCAGUAAAGUAUAUAUUAGAAUGUUAUAUUUUUAAUUAUGUUUCAACAUUUUUUUUUUAUUAUUUAUAUUUUUAAAAUUUAAUUUUUACGUAAUAACAUUUUUUUUUUAUUUACAUUGUUACUUUGAUGGUAAUGAUGGCUCUAAAUUAUUGGUGUUAAUCUCGCAAUGAGUAAAUCAUUAAUCAGCUUAAGGAUAGACAUUGUUUUUAACAUAAAAACAAGUCUUUUUUCUCGUUAAACAUUCCAAAGCAAAUAAAUGAAAUACAGGGCGUGAGUCAUAAGGGUUAUUUUUUGUAGCUGUUACAUUAUUUAUCAAGUCUUUUUGUCCCAUAUUACAUAUUAGAUGGUAUUAUUUUUGUUAGAUAUUUCAGAUCACACCUAUACAAUUAAAAUAAUAUGUCAUAUGAAUUUUAUUAAAGAGAAGGUAUUUUUUAAUAUGUAGCAAUACUCUCAGUUAUUUGUAAAACACAUUUCUUCGUAUGGUUUUAUAACAAUUAUUUUCAAUGUGGAUCCACCUUAAUAGAUUAUUAUCUUU
This is a messenger RNA of Adelges cooleyi (spruce gall adelgid), 9824 nucleotides long. RefSeq names its product inositol 1,4,5-trisphosphate receptor (gene Itpr). The record is from RefSeq and is a predicted model, not a curated record. Lineage: Eukaryota; Metazoa; Arthropoda; Insecta; Hemiptera; Adelgidae. Gene Ontology annotation, biological process: calcium ion transmembrane transport. Gene Ontology annotation, molecular function: inositol 1,4,5-trisphosphate-gated calcium channel activity; inositol 1,4,5 trisphosphate binding. Gene Ontology annotation, cellular component: membrane; endoplasmic reticulum. The transcript has 49 exons.